UAUCAACAACAACAAUAACAAUGUUUACAAUGAAAAUUUCAAUUUUUUUAAUGGCCACAAUGGUCCAUCAUCAUGUGACCGUUUAUGGAUCGCCAUUAAAUAAUGAUGAUAAUAAUAAUGAAUCGACAAUUUUUAAUCCAUUCAUAAACGAUGACAUUAUUGAAGAAUUGAAUGUUGAUGAUAAUCCAUAUUUAUGGCAAAUGGCAGCAUUUGCAUCAAGACAAAUGUCCGAUAAACGUAUUAAAUAUAAAUUAAUGACAUUAACAGCUGCUGAAAAAAUUGAUUCAAUUUAUCGUCUUCGUGUUACAUUGAAACGAAUCAAUAAUAAUGAUGAUGUUGAUGCUAAAAAUAAUGUUUUAUAUUGUACGGUUGAAGUGAAUGCCAUGAACGAUGGUCAACAAUGGGAAAUGGAAAAUUUUGGCUGUACAAUUCCGGCAGUAAUACGUAUACGUGAUCGUAAUAUGGAAAAAUCAUCGUCAUCACCAUCAACAUUCGUAUCCAAUUCAGUGGAUAAAAAUGUUGAUUUAAAAACAACAAAUGAAGAAGAAAAACAAAACAACAACAACAACAACAACAACAAAAAACAUCAACCAUUGAAUAAUGUUAUUUCGAAUGAAAGAAUUAUCGAUACAAUCGAUAAAUUGAGAGAACAAAAAUUACGACAAACAUUUUCACCAUUUCUUUAUAGGCAACAUAUAUUUGCUACUACUAUGCCACAACAAACGAUAAGCUAUUAUCAACCACGGCCAACAUAUAGCUAUCAAGAGGUUCGUCCAAAUUAUCGUUUUUAUUAUUAAAUUCACCAAAA
Molecule: messenger RNA, 808 nt
Organism: Dermatophagoides farinae (American house dust mite)
Lineage: Eukaryota; Metazoa; Arthropoda; Arachnida; Sarcoptiformes; Pyroglyphidae
Source: RefSeq, a predicted model, not a curated record